UCCUCUCCUGCCGGUGGCCAGGAUGGAGGUGGACGUGGACCUGGGCUUUGCCCUCUUCUUUGUCUUCCUACUGUGCUCCUUCCUGCUGUUCACCAUAGUGCGCUGUGCCCAGAUGGUCCUGAACCCCUACAGCGCCAUCUCUGUCGCCGCAUACCAGAAUACAGAGGAACAACCUGAGGAGUGACCUCACUCCACACUGAGCAGGAAAUAAUGUGAGCAGAGUG
Molecule: messenger RNA, 224 nt
Organism: Oncorhynchus masou masou (cherry salmon)
Lineage: Eukaryota; Metazoa; Chordata; Actinopteri; Salmoniformes; Salmonidae
Product: cortexin domain containing 2-like
Exons: 1
Coding region: 23-184 (53 amino acids)
Source: RefSeq, a predicted model, not a curated record